This is a messenger RNA of Pyrus x bretschneideri (Chinese white pear), 378 nucleotides long. RefSeq names its product copper transporter 1-like. Gene Ontology annotation, biological process: intracellular copper ion homeostasis; copper ion transmembrane transport. Gene Ontology annotation, cellular component: plasma membrane. The record is from RefSeq and is a predicted model, not a curated record. The transcript has a single exon. Bases 1 to 378 code for a protein of 125 amino acids. Lineage: Eukaryota; Viridiplantae; Streptophyta; Magnoliopsida; Rosales; Rosaceae. Gene Ontology annotation, molecular function: copper ion transmembrane transporter activity.
AUGGAGGACACGAUGAAGAUGAACAUGCAGAUGAACUUCCACUGGGGAAAUGAGGCUACAAUCCUAUUCAAAGGCUGGCCUAAUGAAAGCACUGGCAUGUACAUAUUGGCUUUACUGUUUGUGUUUGUGCUAGCCUUUGCUAUGGAAGCUUUGUCUGCCUGGCCCGUUGUCAAAUCUAGCAUGAACCCGAUUGUGGCGGGGAUCACUCAUGCGUCCAUUUACUCUGUUCGAAUUUGCAUGGGGUACUUGGUCAUGCUCGCUGUCAUGUCAUUCAACGCCGGAAUCUUCAUAGUCGCUGUGGCAGGCCACACCUUCGGGUACUUUAUAGUCAAGGCCAGUGCUCUUGCUCUUGCCAAACCAGCUGCUUCCCCAGCCUAG